AUCGCCUUCAAAAUUACCUGAUCCACAAGUCACAAAGGAUGCGUUUCGCCUCUCCAAUUGUCUUCGCCAUCAUUACUGCCCUAGCAUCAUCAAUCUCUGCAACCAGUGACACGGCUGGCCAUCUUUGUAUCCAUACUUGCUACUCGGACAUACAAUGCGUUAUUCCAGCAUGCAAUUAUCAUGGAUGCUGGCAGGCUUUCUUUUUUUGCAUGGUGAGUCGUGUUUUUGCUCUCACAUCGGUGCAAUAUGGCCGUUGACGCUGAUGCGUGAGUUACUAGUGAUCUGUAGCGUUUAUUGACGCACAUCAGGAAGCAAUCGUUUCACCU
Molecule: messenger RNA, 326 nt
Organism: Suillus bovinus
Lineage: Eukaryota; Fungi; Basidiomycota; Agaricomycetes; Boletales; Suillaceae
Exons: 2
Source: RefSeq, a predicted model, not a curated record